Carica papaya (papaya) is the source of this 838-nucleotide messenger RNA. RefSeq lists its product as uncharacterized. The record is from RefSeq and is a predicted model, not a curated record. NCBI's taxonomy places the organism in Eukaryota, Viridiplantae, Streptophyta, Magnoliopsida, Brassicales, Caricaceae.
CCAUACAGAGAGAGAGAGAGAGAGAGAGAGAGAGAGAGGGAGUUGGAAAAACCCCAGGAAGGAAGAAAGAGAAAGAGCAAGAGCAAAGGCCAGGGGGAGGAGUAAGGAAACGGAAAAAAAGAGGAGGAAGAAGAAGAAGAAGAAGCAAAAUGUCUGUGGUGACAGAGGAGAUAAAGGCAAAAGCAGAGUACUACCAGGGAGAUGAGAUCUGCCAAGAAAAAUCAAAGCUCUUGCUGAAAGAAAUGAGCUUGCCCAACGGGCUGCUGCCAUUAAAGGACAUUUUGGAAUGUGGGUACGUGAAGGAGACAGGUUUUGUUUGGCUGAAGCAGAAAAACAGCACAACCCACAAGUUUGAAAAAAUUGGGAAGCUGGUUUCUUACGCAACGGAGGUGACAGCGGUGGUCUCGCCGGGAAAGAUCAAGAAGCUCACCGGGGUGAAGACGAAGGAGCUUCUCGUGUGGGUUUCUCUGAGUGAUAUCUACACCGAUGAUCCACCGACCGGUAAGAUCACUUUCAGGACUCCCGCUGGUCUGUUCAGGUCCUUCCCUGUCUCUGCUUUUGAGGUCGAAGAGGAGAAACCCAAGGAUGCCAAGGCUGGAGUCGAGGACGUUAAUGGAGGAGCCGUGCAAGUCAAGGAGGUUUGAUUUAUUAACCACUUGCUCUUGCAUGUGGAUGGAUUGAAAGAAAAAGGAAGAGUUCGUCUGUUUUUAUCUACUGUUUUUUUUUUUUUUUUUCCUUCUUUUUCUGUUUUUUCUUUUUGAUGUACCGUACUCUCUGCUCAAGUGUUACUCGUAACAAAAUUAAAUAAGAAUUCCAGUAGUUCUCUUCUUCCUUUUAA